Messenger RNA from Apis mellifera (honey bee), 1700 nucleotides. It is a transcript of the gene rasp, whose product is annotated as protein-cysteine N-palmitoyltransferase Rasp. The transcript has 7 exons. Gene Ontology annotation, molecular function: palmitoyltransferase activity. Gene Ontology annotation, cellular component: endoplasmic reticulum. The coding region runs from base 363 to 1595 and encodes 410 amino acids. Gene Ontology annotation, biological process: protein palmitoylation. The record is from RefSeq and is a predicted model, not a curated record. NCBI's taxonomy places the organism in Eukaryota, Metazoa, Arthropoda, Insecta, Hymenoptera, Apidae.
ACAAAUUUAUUUAGGUUCUAACCUAUAUAUUUUAAAGUAUCUGAUAGUAUUUCAUCUUUAUUGCAUAAAACUAUAAAACUUACAAUAUACUUACAAUACAAUACAUAAGAUUUAAAAAAAUACGUAAUAAAAUGUAUUCCAAUUUUUUAUUUUCAAAUAUAUCUACGAAAUAAAGAUAAAGCGAUUUUAUUAAUUAUAAUGAUUUAUAUGGUGACUUUGCACCAGGAUGGAUAUGGAUUGGAAGAAAACAAGAUAUUUCUGAUCAAGAAUGGAGAAUAUGGAUACCAUUAAUAAUAAAAUUAAUACCUUGGUUAUUUCUUCAUCAUUUUGUUAGUCAGAUUGUUAAGAUUACAUCAAAUUUUAUGCUAUUAUGUUGUUGGUACAUCUUUAUAUCCAUGUUAUUUUUAUAUUUUUAUAUUGGAAUAUUGGGCAUGUUAUGUGCAUUAAUGCAACCAAGUAUAUUAUAUAUUUUAACAUAUAAACGUAGCACAUAUACUAUAUGGAUAAUAAAUAUAUUAUUUUUAUUUAUAAUACAUUUUUUAAAAAUUCCGAAUGGUUUCUUUCAAAAUAUAUUUAAAUUUAAUGAUGAAGAACAUUAUAUUUUAACUCUCAUAAUGUGUUGGAUUCAAUUAAGAAGUAUUAGCUAUUGUAUAGAUAAUAUAAAAUCACAUUUAGAAAAUAAUUAUAAUAAUAUGCUUUUCUUUGUACAAAAUUUUCUAUAUAAAUUAGCAUAUUGUUUAUAUUUGCCUACAUUAUCCUUAGGACCAUUAAUUUUGUAUCAUGAAUUCAUUAAUUCUGUAAUAGAAACAUCCCAAUUUUUAAAACUUGCAAAUUUUGGAAAUUUUAUUUUUAAUUUAAUUAGAUAUAUUUUCUGGAUAUUUUUUACUAACUUUUUCUUACAUUUUCUUUAUUUUAAUGCAAUACAGUAUCAUCCAGAGAUUAUUAAAAACUUAAAUCCAUGGGCUUUAUAUGGAUUAGGAUAUUGUAUGGGACAAUUUUUUUUAAUUAAAUAUGUUGUGGUAUAUGGACUUAAUCAUACUUUAUGUGCAAUAGAUAAUGUAAGAGCCCCUCCACAACCUAAAUGUGUAGCAAGAAUUCAUUUAUAUUCUGAUAUGUGGAAAUACUUUGAUCAAGGUUUAUAUAAAUUUCUUAUAAGAUACAUUUAUGUACCUUUGUUAAAAUUAAAUUUCAGCAAAUUAAUUGCUUCUUUUUUAUGUUUUACAUUUAUUUUCAUAUGGCAUGGAAUGCAAACAAACAUUUUUAUUUGGGCAUUCUUGAAUUUUAUAGGAUUAAAUAUUGAAAGUUUAAUUAAAUCAGGUGAAAAAAAUAAAUAUUAUUCAAAUGUACAAAAAAAAUAUCUAUCACAAGUAAAUUUCAGACGUUUCAAUUGUAUUUUAACAAGCCCAUUAUUAGCCAUGUCAGUAAUAUCCAAUUUUUAUUUUUUUGUUGGAGAAGAAAUUGGAAAUAUUUACAUCUAUAGAAUAUUAUAUGAUACAUGGUACAGUAAAUUCAUUUUACUGUUCUUUCUUUAUUGCUGUUGUCAAGUCUCUAUAGAUAUAAAAAAUUGGGAAUUACGAAAAUAUUCAAAACUAUAAAACACUAGAAAUUCCACACUAUUAUACAAAAUAUUUUGAAAAAUUAUUCAUUGUUCAUAAUUAUAUUAUCAAAUAAUUUUUAAUCAUUUUAUUAUUUUAAGUACA